Rosa chinensis is the source of this 598-nucleotide messenger RNA. Its product is annotated as glutaredoxin. The record is from RefSeq and is a predicted model, not a curated record. Bases 112 to 435 code for a protein of 107 amino acids. Lineage: Eukaryota; Viridiplantae; Streptophyta; Magnoliopsida; Rosales; Rosaceae. Gene Ontology annotation, molecular function: glutathione disulfide oxidoreductase activity. Gene Ontology annotation, cellular component: cytoplasm. Gene Ontology annotation, biological process: cellular response to oxidative stress. The transcript is spliced from 4 exons.
GCCCACACCUACAUAAGGCGCUCCACUCUACUUCUUCUUCUUCAAGACCGCGAGUUUGUGAGAGCCAAUUUGGAAUUCUAGGGUUUGCAGAAACACUAAAACUUCGUCGUUAUGGCAUUGCCCAAGGCAAAGGAGCUCGUUUCCUCCAACUCCGUCAUCGUCUUCAGCAAGUCGUACUGUCCCUUCUGCGUGACGGUGAAGAAGCUCUUCUCUGAAAUGGGAGUCAAUUUCAAGGCCAUUGAAUUGGACCAAGAGAGUGAUGGAAGUCAGCUACAAGCAGCACUGGCUGAGCUGACUGGACAGCGGACUGUGCCGAAUGUGUUCAUCGGUGGAAACCAUAUCGGUGGAUGUGACGCAACUACGGCCCUGCACAAGGAAGGAAAGCUGGCUCCUCUGCUCACUCAAGCCGGAGCUGUUGCCAAAUCCUCUGCUUAAAAAGGAGUCUGGACAUAGUAGAAUAAUUUCGUUUAUGUGUCUCUGCUUGAUCUGUACACCACUCUCUUUACCAGACAAUAAAGCACAUUAAACUUGAAUUGCAUAUUUCAGUCUGUGAUUUGAUAUUUUCAAUUUCAAUUUGCGGAUGAAUGAAUUUUCUGCA